GAUGGCAAUAUUCACGCUUCCUGGACUUAUCCCAUCCCCCACCCCGCUCCCCUCACCCUGCAUCCGUGCUCAGAAUCUGUAACAAGCGCCCCCCUAUCACAUCACAUUGCCGGCUAUCCACGAAGCGAGCAAGAAAGCCGGGGUAAAAAAUACAGCAAGAGGCCGAUAGGCGCCCUGCCCGCCUCCGAUUGCAUGCACAUCCAGUGCCGGUCCCUUUAGUUAGCACCGAUCGCUCUGAACCGAGCCGGGCGCGCCGGGUACGAUGUCAGCAAGACCGGGCUUUUACCGGCAGGAGCUGAACAAGACGGUGUGGGAGGUGCCCGAACGGUACCAGAACCUGACGCCCGUAGGUUCGGGGGCCUACGGCUCGGUUUGCUCGGCGUACGACGUGCAUCUCUGCCAGAAGGUGGCGGUAAAGAAACUGUCGCGGCCAUUCCAGUCGCUCAUCCACAGCCGGCGCUCGUACCGGGAGCUGCGGCUCCUGAAGCACAUGAAGCACGAGAACGUCAUAGGCCUGCUAGAUGUCUUUACUCCCGCCUCAUCUCUGGAAGACUUCAAUGAGUUGUACCUCGUCACCAACCUGAUGGGUGCAGACUUGAACAACAUAGUGAAGUUCCAGCGGCUCUCAGACGAACAUGUGCAAUUUCUUAUUUACCAGCUCCUCAGGGGCCUCAAGUACAUUCAUUCAGCUGGACUGAUUCACAGAGACCUGAAGCCAAGCAAUGUAGCUGUUAAUGAAGACUGCGAGCUAAGGAUCCUAGACUUUGGGCUGGCAAGGCAGACGGAUGAUGAGAUGACAGGAUACGUGGCGACUCGCUGGUACCGAGCGCCUGAGAUCAUGCUCAACUGGAUGCACUACAACCAGACAGUGGAUAUCUGGUCAGUGGGCUGCAUCAUGGGAGAAUUACUGAAGGGGAAGGUGUUGUUUCCCGGCAACGAUUACAUCGACCAGUUGAAGAGAAUCAUGGAGGUUGUGGGCACGCCGACCCCAGAGCUACUCAAGAAGAUCUCGUCUGAACACGCGCAGAAGUACAUUGAAUCCCUGCCCUACAUGCCCCAGCAGGACCUGGGGAAGCUGUUCCGGGGAGCCAAUCCGCUGGCUGUGGAUCUCCUGAAGCGGAUGCUAGUUCUGGACUGCGACGGGCGUGUCACUGCCAGCGAAGCCCUCUCGCACCCCUACUUCGCGCAGUACCACGACCCUGACGACGAGCCAGAAGCCCCUGCUUAUGACCAGACUCCUGAGAGCAAGGACCGCACCCUGGAAGAGUGGAAAGAGCUGGUGUUUGAAGAAGUCAAAAGUUUCAAGCCCCCUGGUAAUAAACAGGAUAGCUUGGAGGCGGAGCCGUAAGUGGCAGCUCUGACCCCUUUGUACUUUCUCUGUCUAUCCGGAGGACGGACGGCCCCCUUCUCUUGACUGGCUGUCAGUCAGCAAAGUGGGGAGGAACCAAAGAGACUUCUAGCCAACCAGAGAAGACAGCUCUUCCUUUGGCAUGACUCCCACGACCAUCUUCUGCCUGUCCAUCAUUCUGCAAAAAAAUGAACUCUAAUGACUAUGAGAAUGAAGCAUUACUUGAAAAAUACCGAUGGCCAGAAGGUGUGCUGGUUUUUUUGCAUUUCUUUUAACUCUUUUUACGUUCUCUUCCCCAUUUUGCCUAUAUUAAGUUGAAUUAAUGAGAGUCCCUUAAAAAAUGGCUGACUCAUGUCACAAAGCACACUGCUAAGACAGGUGUCACACCCAGUCACAUAAAAGCUCAGAUCUUAUUCUCAAAAACAAACCAUGUGAUUGUCAACACAAUUUACUUGCUGUGUUAAGCUGCCUGGAUGGAGGUUGUGUCUCGAUGACAGGCUGGAAAUAGGACCAGGCUCUCGGGAAACAUUCAUAUACCUGACUCAUACCCUGUGCUUCCUGGGAUGUACUGCCCACCCCCCAAAAAAAAAAAAAACACUUUACCGGGUAAGUGGUUGGAGGAUGAAUUAAUUUAUAUCUAGCAAUACCUGCACAGUAAUGUAGCAUCAGAAUCAGAAUCAUACACGAUUAGUCCAAAGGAAAAGGAACCUGUCAGCAUGGUAAUCAUCUGCCCUCAGGACCCUGCGCGCGCACAUACACACACACACACACACACACACACACGCACGCACACUUCGUCCCUGGUUCCCUGCAUGUCUGUCGUUAAAAACUUGCAACUCGCUCGCCCCUCCUGCAGGCGACUCCUCCCUUUGCACAACCACAGCGUUUGAGCCUGCAGGCUUAUUCGCUUCGCUUUAUUAUUCACCAAUAAAGCUACUGGUCACACUACGCAAUCUCAA
Brienomyrus brachyistius is the source of this 2307-nucleotide messenger RNA. RefSeq names its product mitogen-activated protein kinase 11 (gene mapk11). Bases 263 to 1348 code for a protein of 361 amino acids. Gene Ontology annotation, cellular component: nucleus; cytoplasm. Lineage: Eukaryota; Metazoa; Chordata; Actinopteri; Osteoglossiformes; Mormyridae. Gene Ontology annotation, biological process: intracellular signal transduction; protein phosphorylation. Gene Ontology annotation, molecular function: ATP binding; MAP kinase activity. The transcript has 12 exons. The record is from RefSeq and is a predicted model, not a curated record.